This is a messenger RNA of Vitrella brassicaformis, 1185 nucleotides long. NCBI's taxonomy places the organism in Eukaryota, Vitrellaceae. The record is from the annotation of a GenBank genome assembly.
CAAAUGACGACGUGUUGAAUUGGUAUCGUCACGCACAUACGCGCAGCACGGAUGUCGUUUGGCUACACACACACACACACUAGUCAUCCAUCCAUCGAUCCAUUGUCUUCAUUUAAACCGCCGCAACACACCCACCCAACACCAACACGCAAAAACACGCUUCUCUGCACGUCUGUCCGUUUGUCUGUCACCUACAGCAGCAGCAGCACUCGCAACAAAACGAGGCAGAUACACCGACCGCAAACCUACUGACCUGGCUACCACCCUCUCCUCCCUCCCUCCCUCAGCCGUGUCCGUCUUGCUUCAGAUGAGUUUCUGUGUGACUUGUGAGUUGAGGAGCCCGGCGUCCUUGAGGGUCGUGUUGGGGUCGCUCGUGAUGGGCUUGGGAGGGAAGCCAGCGAUGAGCUGGUACUCGCCGUCCACCGGCGCGCACUGCAUGACGUAGUCGUGCAGCACGGCCACCGGGCUGUCGACAUUGAAGGUCUCGGCCUUGCGCUGCCCGUUGUGGAAGCGGAACUGGAUGGUCGUCUUGGGCUUGCUAUCGUCCACCCGCACCGAACCCGCACCCGCGUCGACGUUCACAUCACCUGCCGCACUCGACGACGGCCCGGCGCCGAGCGUCCUGCCCUCGCCAGUGAACAUCUCCACAGGCGGAGCGGCCGGCCUGUUCUGCGUCGGCUGGCCGAACGGCGAGCCGCCGCCAGCCGGUGCAUUGGGGUCGUAGUCCUCGGACGACUUGUCGACCAGGGCGAUGCGCACGUGGUUGCCGUCGGCGCCGAUGGACAGCUCGGGCGGCGCGAAGCCCUUGCGCAGCUCCUCGAUGAACUUGGCGUUCUGCGGGUCGGCCGCAUCGCGGAAGUCGCCGUCGUCAAUGGUGAAGCCGUUCUUGUAGACCGUCACCUUCCGGUGGCCCGGAGGCAACUCGCCUUCGCCACGCAUGGCAUCGCCGAAUGCGCCCUGCUGGCCCUCGCUCUCGGGGUUCUCGACGGCCAGGCCGGACUUCUCACCGCCCGUGUAGCUCGAGGUGGUCUUCUUCUUGUCAGGAUCUUCCUCCUUGCCAUCUUUGAGGUCCUGCAGGCUGCGCACCGGCAUCGUCGGUAGUCAGAUGGAUCCACGCGAUGAACGACAGAGGUGGAUCAAGCCUGGCGAUGUGCUGGCAGGGACUCUACGUGGCGCCGGUGUGAA